GCACGUAAUUGAUACAUGGAACCCACAUAACAGAAAACUCAUGGAUCAUUCUACUAAACACACCCAUCAAUAUAAAAUCAUAUUCCUAUCAUCACUAAAAUACACAAUAACUAGUAGUCUUCGGAAAGACGAGGCACCCACUAACACUCGACCCCGAAAAAAUACGAGCAGAAAACUUAAUAACCUAUAAGUACUUAUAUAUUUCCAUCUAUGUACAAUAUUGAUACAAAAAAAAUGGAUCAUCAAACAACUCAAAAGCCGAAAACAAAGAAGAAGAGCAAAGGCACCAAGAAGACCAAGUUCGUGGGAGUUAGGCAAAGGCCUUCAGGAGAAUGGGUGGCAGAGAUCAAAAACACGACUCAACAGAUACGUAUGUGGCUUGGAACCUUUGAGACCGCAGAAGAAGCUGCUCGAGCCUACGACGAAGCUGCUUGUCUCCUACGUGGCUCCAACACUCGCACCAAUUUCGCAAACCAUUUCCCAAACAACUCACAUCUGUCUUUGAAGAUCAGAAACCUCCUUCACCAGAAGCAGAGCAUGAAACAACAACAGCAACAGCUACAACAAAACAAACCCCUCUCUUCAUUUGCGGAACACAACAUCAAUUACAAUUCGCCUGCUACUAGUCCCACCGCCACCACCACCACCACAACCACACUGAUGCCACUCAAUAAUGUGUACUUCCCUAUCUCAUCAGCCAUAUUACAACCAGAAGCCGACAGUGUCCAGCUUCCUUACUCUUGGCCACUUGUCUCUGAACUUAACCAUCAGGUUCCUUUGACUCAGGGAGUGACAGAAGCACAUGUACAUCUCAACAGUUAUAACUUAACCGAUCAACAUUUGGGUCUAGCUGAAAUCGAAAGACAGAUCUCUGCAUCCCUAUAUGCAAUGCAUGGAGCUACCACUUACUACAACAACAUGAAUGCAGAGUAUCCAAUAUUCGAUCCAACCGAUCUCAUUUGGGAUCUGCCUUCACUCUCUCAGCUCUUCUGCCCUACAUUGAUCUCUUCUUACAUUUCCUUUUCACUUCAGUGAAUGUAAAAAUAGAACACAUCUCUACAAGUCCUAUUGUAAUUAAAGAGAAAAAAAUGGACAAUGUAAGAAGAUGGCACAACAAAAGCUUUUGAUAAUGUACUCUGGAACUCUCAGUGGUCACUUUACCAAUGAAUUGAACCAAAAUAAAAA
Raphanus sativus (radish) is the source of this 1185-nucleotide messenger RNA. RefSeq names its product ethylene-responsive transcription factor RAP2-11-like. Gene Ontology annotation, biological process: regulation of DNA-templated transcription. Gene Ontology annotation, molecular function: DNA-binding transcription factor activity; DNA binding. NCBI's taxonomy places the organism in Eukaryota, Viridiplantae, Streptophyta, Magnoliopsida, Brassicales, Brassicaceae. The transcript has a single exon. Bases 211 to 1035 code for a protein of 274 amino acids. The record is from RefSeq and is a predicted model, not a curated record.